AGAGUUAUGCUCCAAGACAUUGAGUUUAGAGAGCCUAAGCUUUCUAGAAAAAAAACUAUAGUUUUGACUUUGUGUAAUUAUUUGAUAAAUGGCUGGAGGUUUAAUAUAAAGGAUCAUGAUAUGCACUUGAAAUCACAAAAUAGUGGAGUUUUAGUUACAGGUGACGAGAAUGCAGACACUCAUGAUCCUAAUUGGCUUGUUGUAGUAAAAACAAAGCCUCGAGACUUAUACGAUAUGCAUGAGGAAGCUAUACAUGAG
Sphenostylis stenocarpa is the source of this 258-nucleotide messenger RNA. The record is from the annotation of a GenBank genome assembly. Lineage: Eukaryota; Viridiplantae; Streptophyta; Magnoliopsida; Fabales; Fabaceae.